AGCUGGGCCCGUCCGCCUGGGUGUGCAAAGCCUUAGCGCGACCUGUACUGGCUUCUGACUGGCUUUGCGCUUUUUCCUGAAUCGGGUACCUGCGUCAGAUGGGUGAUAACAGUCGCGUGGAAUGCGAUAUGGCUGUUGCCUCGAAGGUCGAAGACGAUGCGCCUGGCGACGCUACGCCCAGCUCGAUAGAAUCAACACCGGAGCCAGAGGCAGGACCCGAUCCACCCCAGGAGCCCGCACAACCCCAGAAGCGCAAAGGUGGAAGGAAGCCUAUUUACGCAACAUCAGAGGAGCGUAAGCAGCGCAACCGGCAGGCGCAGGCUGCAUUUCGCGAGCGCCGAACAGAAUACAUCAAGCAACUGGAGGCCACCAUCAAGACCAAUGAAGAGACUCUGGGUGGUCUGCAGCAGCAGCACAGGCAAGCCGCCGAUGAGUGUCUGAUGCUGAGGUACAAGAACUCGUUGUUAGAACGCAUCCUCCUGGAGAAAGGAAUUAAUGUCCAAGCUGAGCUUCAAAUGAAGACGGGCAGUCCGGUGCUGGGACCUGGCUUCAUGCACAGUACGACUCCUAUGCCCCAGCAGCCUCAGCUGCAACGAACGACUCUGCAGCGAGCGCAAGCUCGUCGAUCUGGCCUCCCCAAACUCGCGCCUGGGCACUCAAACUCGGACCUGGGAUUCUCAACGACAUCUCCACUUGCCCACCCCACACCAUCGUCGCAUGGCUCUUCCCCGAGCCAGAUGUCCAUGCGAUCUCCAGCUAUUCAACAAAUGGGGAUGACCUCGCCCGCGUCUGCAGUCCUCGGUCAGCCACAGGCACAGCCAUACCAGAGCUUUGCCGGCUCUUCUCAACAACAGCCUAGCCAAGCCUUCUAUCAACCCCAACAGCAUGCCACAAACGCGCCGCGUUACCGGCAGCACCGAGCCACAGCAUCGUCAACGUACCAAGGCAGCACGAGCGGCAUCUCGAACAUGACAUCAGGGUUGCCAUAUCCUGGCAGCUCCAGUGGAAGUGCACCACCCUCGGCUAGUGCAUUUUAUCCUAGUCCGUUUCAAAAGCACUUUGAACAGCUUGAUCAAGAGUAUGACUCCCAACAGCAUCGAACGGCUUUCGAUGAUGCAGAAGAUGCUUCCCAAGCGGGCACCGAAGAGCAGUUUUCGCCGCAGUUCGACCAACCCCAAGCACAGCAGCAUGGGGAUCACCAUCAGCAAUCACAAAGUAUCGCGGCCACCCAGCAGCAGGUGUCGGCGCAGUCUCAGUAUGAGCCGCAACAGGUAAUUCCACCCACUAGUCAUCCUGGCACGGGUCACUAUGAUUCGAGCGACCCCAUGCUAGACGCAGAUCCGUUUGGGCUAAGUGCUUCGAUGCACUACCCUCAGACCUAUCUAAAUCAGCAGUAUCACGGCCAGCGUUAACAGGAAAUAAAUGUUUUAAUAGCAGUUGGGGGGUGGGGGGUCUUUCAAAAGUAGCAUAGGAGGACUUACAGCUCCGCACAGGGACUGCGGGCUAUGAUUGGGAUUCAGCGAGAAAAGCAUGAGUUUUGGCGCUUUGGCCUUUAUGUGGUGCACAUAGCGACGGUGUUGGAACGAAAGAUAUUGUUUGAAGAUCACAUUCGAGAAGGGGGCGGAUGUGUACCUUAUUUGCAUAUCAAAAAAUCGGAUUGGACAAAGAUGAUGGAAUGAUGGAUGCACGGGUGAUGUGGCCUGAUCACUAAUGCAAAAGGUAAGAAGGACUAUAGUCCAAACAGGACAGAUGAUGUAUACCAG
Sphaerulina musiva SO2202 is the source of this 1763-nucleotide messenger RNA. RefSeq lists its product as uncharacterized. The record is from RefSeq and is a predicted model, not a curated record. NCBI's taxonomy places the organism in Eukaryota, Fungi, Ascomycota, Dothideomycetes, Mycosphaerellales, Mycosphaerellaceae. Bases 99 to 1412 code for a protein of 437 amino acids. Gene Ontology annotation, cellular component: RNA polymerase II transcription regulator complex. Gene Ontology annotation, molecular function: transcription cis-regulatory region binding; DNA-binding transcription activator activity, RNA polymerase II-specific. The transcript has 4 exons.